GUCGAGGAUCAAUAUGAGGCAGUCAACGAUGUGCAUACUCGCAGUGCUGAUCGCCAUGGAGUGCUUAACCCUUGGCGGCACGGCGCCCAUCGGUGAGCAUCCGGAUCAUGCCGGUUGCGUACGGAUAACGAUCAUCAAGCGACCUUUGAGCACCACCACAAGAACGACAACAACCACAACAACCACAACCACUACGACCACAACAACCAGACCCACGACAAUGGCCACGGGCUAAAAAAGAAGCAGAUGGCAGAAAAAAUAAUACUUAUUCAGUGAUUAACUGCUGUGGCCAGCGGUGACUCAGAUUUCUUAGAUGUUUAAAAACUAGUGAUGACGAUAACCCCCGGUUAAAUUCUGUGGCUAGCGGUAAUCAAGAGAAAUUCCCAAGUUGACUGCCUUUAUUUUUUGAUAUUUACAAAAUUAUGAACAGGAAACAUAAGAAAUAAAAGCUUCAGUUCCAUUAAAUGGUAAAUUUAA
Molecule: messenger RNA, 477 nt
Organism: Drosophila gunungcola (fruit fly)
Lineage: Eukaryota; Metazoa; Arthropoda; Insecta; Diptera; Drosophilidae
Product: probable serine/threonine-protein kinase DDB_G0278521
Exons: 1
Coding region: 14-235 (73 amino acids)
Source: RefSeq, a predicted model, not a curated record